AUGGUAAAAAGUCUCGUUCACACUGCACUGGCUAUCCUAGGAUUGCUCCACUCCGCUCUGCACCUCAUCCAGAACCAGGAGCUUUUUGCAACGUCAGCAUUCCGCUUUUCGUUCAAGACAACGGCGCUUCAACUCAGCAGGCCUGACGUCACGCCUCUGAUCAGGUACAACACGCCGGAAGCCGCUUGUGCGUUCUCAUGCAAUAGCACCCAAGUCCAGCAGUCAGCGCUCGACUUUUAUCUGAAGCACUUUCCUGAGGUCCACUCUACACGUUUGCUCAACAUCGUCCCUGCUGGUCCCUUCAACCAGACAUGCGAUCUUUUGUUCAAGUGGACUCACAGAGACGAUCUGGGAGCUUCAUCGGGGGAGGACUUCAGAAAGUUCCAAUUCCAGAGAUUCCCUGACACUGGCAACUGUGUGUUUGUUCCAAAAGCCAUGGGGUAUCACUUCACAGGAUCGACGGCUCUGCUGGAUCCACAAAACGAUCUGAGGUUUGAGACAAGUGGAAAGUGCAAGAGCGCGUUAGUUGGAAGAGAAUUCGAGGUGUCGGAGGCAGACGCAAAAUGGUAUGGCCAGGGGAUCUGGCCUGUGUGCUUUCCGGAAGAUUUGGGCUGCAAGCGAGACGAAAGGAGCAAGCACAGUUGGUAG
Molecule: messenger RNA, 648 nt
Organism: Klebsormidium nitens
Lineage: Eukaryota; Viridiplantae; Streptophyta; Klebsormidiophyceae; Klebsormidiales; Klebsormidiaceae
Source: the annotation of a GenBank genome assembly